GAUACAUCAAAGUUUAUCGAAACUUUUCGUAAACUUUGUCGUGAUGCUGAAAUUGAUGAUUUAAGAGAACAAAAGGAAUACUUUGUUGAAACACUUCCAUACGUUCUUAAAAAGAAGUUUUUAGAUAAAAUAGAUGAUAUUAAAUCUUUAAGUGAUAUUUUCUUAAGAUUUAAUAAUCUUUUAAUUGAACCAACUUCUAAUUUUUUUAUUAAAAAUGGUUCUAUUGUAGCUUUAAGACAUAUUGCUACAGGAAAAUACUUGAGUACGAUUGAAAAUUUACGUUAUGAAACUGGAAGUGGAUCUCAAAUGGUUUUUUUAGGUGAUACAGAACCUCAUCAUACUUCCUUAUGGAAAAUUAAAUUCGAUAAAGAUUACGCUACUAUUGAUACUUUUGUGACUUUACAACAACGAUUUGAUAAAUUUCUUGGAAUACGAUAUGAUUAUAGUAAUUAUUAUAAGAGGAGAGAAAAUUAUUAUAAAUCUCCAUCUCAAAACACAGAAGUGAGUUGUAAUGUAAUAAAGGAAAACGAUAACGAUAACAAGUGGAGAUUUGAUACUAAUGAUUUAAAUUAUCAAGGAUGUUUAAAAUCAAAUGAUAUUAUUACUCUUAGUAUUAAGAAUGAAAUAGUUAAAGAUCGAUAUGAAUUUUUGCGUGGUCAUGAUUUUCAAGUCAAUAUUGGAAAAGAAGUAUAUGAAGAAGUCGUUUGUCAUAAUAAAGGAAUAGGUGUAAAUGAUAAUUGGUGUAUUGAACUUAUUGAGUAAAUAUUUACACGUACAAUACUGGUUUACAAAUCUGGUUAUGGUUAGUAGAAGAUUUUAAUCAAAAUCGUGGUUACGCCACAAUCAUCUUUGUCACGUUAAUUUAUAUUUAUUUAGUUAAUAAAUAUCAAAAAAAAUCCUGUAUAAACAAGUAUAAUAAAAUAAGUAAAUCACGAUGACGAUCGAAAUUUUUUUUUUCUUUUUCCAAACUCCGUAUCUUUAAAAAAAAUGCUU
Messenger RNA from Rhizophagus irregularis DAOM 181602=DAOM 197198, 993 nucleotides. RefSeq lists its product as uncharacterized. Lineage: Eukaryota; Fungi; Glomeromycota; Glomeromycetes; Glomerales; Glomeraceae. The record is from RefSeq and is a predicted model, not a curated record.